Molecule: messenger RNA, 1231 nt
Organism: Exophiala mesophila
Lineage: Eukaryota; Fungi; Ascomycota; Eurotiomycetes; Chaetothyriales; Herpotrichiellaceae
Exons: 1
Coding region: 235-747 (170 amino acids)
Biological process (GO): translation
Cellular component (GO): ribosome
Molecular function (GO): structural constituent of ribosome
Source: RefSeq, a predicted model, not a curated record
AACACAUUAAAUUAUACGAAACGUCGACAUGCAGCCUUUAGAACGUCACGAAGCUUUGUUCUCGACCGAUUGAGCUCGUCUGAGAAAGCCAUCGUUGCGACAAAGCUCUCACCUUGCAGGGCCUGUCGUUCACCGUCUCAGCUCCAAAAAUUGUUACGACUCGAAUUUCCAGCCAUUAGCAAAACAUCUUGACGGAUUCUUGUGGCCCGCGGGCUCCCGCCAUAUCACACAAUCAUGUCGCUCGUCCAUCUGUCCAAUGUGGCAUCCCAUCUGAAAAACGCCAGCAAAGCCCGACUAGGCCUCACCUCGAUCCCAGACACAAAGUUCCACCUGAAGUUGAUGCUUGCGCUGCAAAACUCCGGCUUCAUCUCAACUGUCGUCCGCGGUGGGCCGACUCCUCCUCCUCCCCAUACUCUCUUGUCACACCCGAGCUCGACCGACCCGUCGCACCCAAUCGAACCAGUGACCAGGUACAACAUCUCGUCGAGGAGAUUAUGGGUCGGACUGAAAUAUUACAACAGCCAGAGAGUCUUGGAAGAUGUACACAUGAUUAGCAAGCCGACGCGGCGCAUCACAAUGGACGUCGAGGGUAUCAAGCAGCUGGUCUUGGGCCGGAACAGUGGAUAUGUCCAGGGUUUGACGAAGCCCGGUGAAUGUCUCUAUGUCAACACCGACCGGGGAAUUCUUGAGAGUCGAGAGUGCGUCGAAAGGAAGAUUGGUGGACAGCUUCUCUGCCGAGUAUACUGAUCGAUGCCUCGCUCGAUCCUGUGUUGGUCACACCUGAACAAAUAUGAUCGCAACGGAUCAACCUGGACACUCGGGUAAACCUGUCGUUGUGUGGAUGCCCUUUCCAUCUCAGUUCCAGCACUUCCCUCAACCAAGAUCAACGGAAAUUGAACGGAGUAGAAUUCAGCAUAUCAACACCACCGCACUUGCCAACCAUUCGAUGCCACGAAAUUUUCGACAUCCGUCAGAAUUCCAUCCAGAAUGACUCCUAGAAUUAGCCUCCCACCCUCGCAACCGUCCAGAACAAAUGUCUGAGUCACCCAUUAACGACUUUGGUUGAUAUGUACAAAUGACACAACCACGCGACGUGGAGAGACAGUAAUCACCGGGCACCCGUUGUCUACUACCACAAGUCACUCUCCCAAUGUAGAUUAUCUACGUGUAUCAUACCCAUUAAGCCAUUCUUCUUUAUCUUACAUAAGGGGCCCUAUGAAUAAGAAAUCUG